AUGACCUCUGCAAAGGGAGAGACCACCAACAUCACAACACUGACGACUCACUUCACCUCCACAGCGAACUCAACACCCUCGUGUUCUGAGGAUCAGUGCCACUGCAAUGGGUAUCCUUGCUUUUUCAACGAAACCUCUAGCAGCUGCCAGUGCAAAUGUUCAAACUUAACAUUCGGAGAUUCCUGCAUAUUCGGGAACGACAACACGCCUAUAAACAUUGAUAGCGAAACAGUGCCAACUAGAAGAGUAAACAUCUCACUGAGAAUCAUGAAGAAUUUUAUCCCUGAAUUUGAAAAUAUCAACUCCACCCAAUCAAAAAAUUUUAUCAAUACCUUAACACAGCAGCUGGAGACUCUCUGUAAAAAAGCCGACUCACAAAAUUUUAAAGGGGUGAAAAUCAUAGCUCUUAGGAAUGGAAGUAUCAUUGCCGACAGCGUGGCACAGUACAGCUAUUCUAACAGCGAAUCACAAAUUUCCUUCGUCAACAAUGACCUGCCGUCUGUGUUAACAGCAAUUUUUAACAACACAGAGAACCUCAGAAACUUGACUAUAUCAGACCUGCAGCCCUUCAUCUCCUGCCGCCUGGGCUUUGCCAACUAUACCCAGAUGGUGAUUGACGGGAAGUGGGAAUGUGUGGGACCCUGUGUGACAAACCCAGACUACUGCCACCAGCACGGACAGUGCUUUAACAUACAGUCUGGACCCACAUGCAGGUGCGACGAGUCUCCGCUGGAGCAGUACUACGGCCCGCAGUGCGAGCUGUUCCGUCGCGGCCCCGGCUUCUACGGCGUGCUCUUCGGCGUGCUUGCAGCCGGACUGCUCUUCCUCACCGCUCUCGUUGUGGUCGUUGUCGACCUGAUUGGCAGAGCCGCAGGCCCCGCAGGAUUGCCCGGGAAAGCUGGGGGGUACAACCUGGGCAACAACCUCACCUUUGCCAAUGAGACCCCCUCGGGAGUUUUCAGACCUCUCCCAGACGACGCUUACACACCAUCAAACUGUGUGAGGAAUGGGGUGCAGCUGGGGCCUCCCGGGAUGAACCCCUAA
Megalops cyprinoides (Indo-Pacific tarpon) is the source of this 1044-nucleotide messenger RNA. Its product is annotated as mucin-3B. The coding region runs from base 1 to 1044 and encodes 347 amino acids. The transcript is spliced from 8 exons. Lineage: Eukaryota; Metazoa; Chordata; Actinopteri; Elopiformes; Megalopidae. The record is from RefSeq and is a predicted model, not a curated record.